Aspergillus melleus is the source of this 1725-nucleotide messenger RNA. Its product is annotated as Zn(II)2Cys6 transcription factor. The transcript has a single exon. Gene Ontology annotation, molecular function: DNA-binding transcription factor activity, RNA polymerase II-specific; zinc ion binding; DNA binding. Gene Ontology annotation, biological process: DNA-templated transcription; regulation of DNA-templated transcription. The record is from RefSeq and is a predicted model, not a curated record. The coding region runs from base 1 to 1725 and encodes 574 amino acids. NCBI's taxonomy places the organism in Eukaryota, Fungi, Ascomycota, Eurotiomycetes, Eurotiales, Aspergillaceae.
AUGAACGAGCCAUUCAACCCCCCCACGAAUGUAAACGCAACCGCCGUCCCUAAAGGCGCUGGCCCUUCGCUCUUGGCCUGCCUGACUUGCCGACACAAACACCUGAAGUGCGAUGGCAAGACCCCCAUCUGCGGCCGUUGCCUGGCCACCAGCUCUGAAUGCCAAUACACCCCUUCUCGUCGCGGUUAUAAGGGUCCCUCGAAGAAACGCCGCGCCAACCCGUCCUCCCCCGACCAGCUGGCUGCAGACCUCGCCUUCGACCCCCAAAACGUUGGCUUGAUCAACGUCCCUACCGACUGGAGUCUCCAGGCCAGCUUACAAUACAUGCCGCCGCCUCCUACGACCCUGCCUUCGACCUCCUCCGGCAGCCCUCUGUUAACCACCAUCACCUCCGAAUCGUCGCAACCUGCCCGAUUAGACCCUCUCACGCCCGACUCGUCAUCCGCCAUUGGCAAUGAUGGCUACCUCAUCGAUAUCUAUUACACCUUCUUCCAUCCUUCACACCCAAUCCUUCCGCCUCUGCGUCUGUUCCAGAAAUUCUACAUCCCGCCCUUCCUCGAGCAUGUGAUCAAGUUCGUCGGCUCUCAUUUUACCCAGGCCACCUCCAGUGAGCCGUAUCGACCUACUGUGAAGACGUCGGUCAUGGAACAAGACGGCACCAUCGAAAAGUUGCAGGCGCUGGUGAUCCUGGCUAUCGUGCUUCAUUCGCGCAAUGAACGAGGCGAGGCCGGAGAAUGUCUCGCCAUGGCGGUUGACCUCGCCUUUGAGCUGGGAUUGCACACCGAAAGCUAUGCGGCCAGAAUGGGCGAAGGGGAUCCGGUCCGGGAGGAGAGCUUGAGACGGACGUGGUGGGAGCUGUUCAUCAUCGAGGGCAUGCUGACCGCCCUGGGCGUCCAGCAGACCUUCCGCACGAGCCUAGUGCCCCCGGAGGUGCCGCUGCCCUGUGAGGAGCGCAUCUACCAAGAUGGUUUGACCCCGCCCCCGCCGCCGACAAUCGCGCAGUUCGACGACCGGGUCUUCGCUGACGAGGAGCGGGACUUCUCGUCCUUCACCUACCGUCUGGAGGCCGUCCGCAUUCUCGGCCGGGUGGUGGCCAUCCAAGAUAUGGUCGAGGGCCAGCAGGACCACGUCGAAGCCAUCGACGCACGCAUCACCAGUUGGUUCCACCACCUGCCCGAAACCAAGGCCGAACUGCUGCGGUCGGACGGCACGGUCGACGAGAUGAUGUUCCAGGCGAUGAUGAUCGUCAACGGCGCCGCCAUCUACCUCCACUUCCCGCGCUCCGACCUGCUCUCGUCGCCCGCCGUCGCCGCGGAGGUCAUCUGCGGCCACACCGGGCCGUGCAGUAUCCCAGCCUUCUCGCACCACGCGCACGCCAUGAAGGCCGUCAAGGCCUCCAGCGAAAUCUCCUCCCUGGCGUCGAUCCGCAUGCCCGUCUUCAAGCAUACCCCAUUCUUCAUCUGUGCCCUUGUCAUGAGCUCCAUCGUGCAGCUGGCUGCCUGCUCCGUCAAGGCCGGACAGAUGCCCGACCCCAGUCGGGACCGACUUACGCUGACCAUUGGCGUUUUCAAAACGCUCGGCCGCACCUGGGCCAUCUCGCAGACCAUCAUGCGGCAGAUCAAGGCUGUGGCUCGCGACGUCAUGGAUCUCGGCUUACGUCCGACUAUCGACCAGAUCGACUUGACGACUGUUCUUGACAAUAACGGUCGAUUCUGGAUGUCUUAG